This is a messenger RNA of Hydra vulgaris (swiftwater hydra), 735 nucleotides long. Its product is annotated as calcium-responsive transcription factor-like. The record is from RefSeq and is a predicted model, not a curated record. Gene Ontology annotation, molecular function: DNA-binding transcription factor activity. Lineage: Eukaryota; Metazoa; Cnidaria; Hydrozoa; Anthoathecata; Hydridae.
GACCAUUGUUGCCAAAACAACAAAGUUAUUCUUCAGGAUACCAAAAAGUUUGAUUGUCCAGCAAUGGUUUAUAUAAAAGAAAUAGUCGAAUUUCCGGAGUUUGAGCUAAUAAGAGAUUCAUCAUGGUUAAGAAAAGAAACUUCAAAAAAACUUCGUCUAGCCAUGUUGGAGAAAAGAAAUUUAGUUAUGCGUAGAAAAUAUAUUUUAGUAUUGCCAGAUAUUUCUGCUAAUAAAAACCAUGCUACAGGAGAUGCAGCAGGUCUCUGUCAACCUAUUUCUGAGGAUCUGAUUAUAAAAAUUGGAGAAUUAGUAAAAAAGGGUGUCAACACUGUUCCGGAGAUGAGGCGGCAUCUUGAUUUUUUUGUUCAAGCUCAAUUUACUUUAAAUAAUGUUCCUCACAAAGAAAACAAGCGUUACUUUCCAUUGGAUAAGACCAUUCGAAACCAUAUGAUAAAUGCAAGAAGAAAACUUCGGAGGUCUUUGAUCGAUCAAGAAUGUUUGCUUGAUAAAAUUAAUGAAUGGAGAAUCAUCUCCAAAAAAAGCCAUGAUAAAAUUUAGACCAAAAGGUAUCAGUAUUCUGGAAGACAAUGAUCCACAGCUUAAGGAUUGUUGUUUGUAUUCCAAGAUAAGUGGCAAAGGAGACUGCUUUUGCGAUAUGGAAAUGAGCUUAUUUUCCUUGAUGCUACAUAUCGCACAACAAGAUAUGCUCUUCCCUUGUUUUUUCUAGUUGUCAAG